AUGUGGAAUGCUUUAUCUAAAAAACGUAUCCUUGGUGGUAAAUCAGCAAAGAAGCAGUUUUUGGGGUUCAUGAUGAUGGAUUCUAGGGUUUGCUCGAUACAAUUCGAUCUCCAAGGAAUAAGAAACGACGAAGAAGACUUCGUUGGUCCAUGUAUAAAGCAAGUUAGUCUACUUGAGCAAGUCGAGAUAUCUAGAGCCUUUCACUGCGAUGGCUUAUUGCUAUGCGUCCUUAAGGACAGCUCGAGGCUCGUCUUAUGGAAUCCAUAUUUGGGGCAAAUCAGAUGGAUCCAACCGAGAAACAGUUUCCACAGGUUAGACAGGUAUCCUCUUGGUUAUGACGAGAACCGUAACCACAAGAUCUUGAGGGUUUUCGGUGAGUAUGAAAGCAGCAGAAGCCAAGUUUCUGGGUACGAAAUCUACGAUCUGAGCUCUGAUUCAUGGAAGGUUUUUGAUUUUGACGUCAGUCCCGACUGGGAUAUUCAGUCUCAUCAACGAGGCGUGUCUUUAAAGGGAAAUGCGUUUUUCUUGGCACAUGAGAAAACAAGAAAAGAGUUUGUGUCUCUGUCUUGUGUGAGAGAAGAGCAGCUCGCUGUGUUAUAUCAAAACUGGGAGGACUUGGAGAUUCAAGUGACGAAGAAGAUUGAUCCCUAUACGGUCUCGUGGAGCGAGUUCUUGAGACCCAUCUCUGGCUGUCAGAUUAACAACACAGCCGGGAGCUUCUUCAUUGAUGAGGAGAAGAAAGUCGCUGUGGUUUUCGAACUUGACAGACAUAAACAGACCGAGGACGCAUGUCGCUACCAAACAGCUUACAUCAUUGAACAAGAUGGAUACUUGAGAGCUGUGAAUAUCGGAGUAGCUCCGAAUCUCAGAACAAGUGACAAAUGUGGAUAUACUUCGGGAGUAUACUGUCGCCCACUUGUGUGCUCCUCUUCCUAUGCUCCAAGCUUAGUGCAGCUGCAAAUCAAGAAACCGAGCAAAAGCGAUGAAAGCAAUGAUUAA
Microthlaspi erraticum is the source of this 999-nucleotide messenger RNA. NCBI's taxonomy places the organism in Eukaryota, Viridiplantae, Streptophyta, Magnoliopsida, Brassicales, Brassicaceae. The record is from the annotation of a GenBank genome assembly.